GUCUAUCUAUCAUGUGACGGGGUAAAGCAACUGCAUAUAAAGCGAAGGACUCAGGAACUCAGAGACAUUCAUCAUUAUCUCCUCUACAGACGACCAAAAGUGUUGAUUAACGAGACUGCACAGGCCAUGAUGCUCGGGAGCUUGCUGUUUGCCGUGUGCUGUAGUGCAGCACUGGCCCAUUUCAACACAAAUCUAGACCAGAACUGGGAGUUGUGGAAGAAAACUUAUAACAAGUUUUACUCCAGUAAGAAUGAGGAACUGAGCAGGAGGGAGUUGUGGGAGAGAAACCUUGAACUUAUCACCAUUCACAACCUGGAGGCCUCCAUGGGCCUGCAUUCAUAUGACCUGAGCAUGAACCACAUGGGUGACAUGACAACAGAGGAGAUUCUGCUGUUACUGGCCACAACUCGCAUCCCUCAUGACUUUAAGAGGCAAACAGCAGGAUUUGUAGGCUCUUCUGGAGCUGCUGUCCCAAACUCUGUGGACUGGAGAGCUAAGGGAUAUGUCACCAGAGUGAAGAACCAGGGCAAUUGUGGUUCAUGUUGGGCAUUCAGCGCCGUUGGGGCUCUUGAAGGUCAGCUGAAGAAGACCACAGGAAAGCUGGUCGAACUCAGUCCUCAGAAUCUGGUGGACUGUUCCUACAGUUACAGCAACAGGGGCUGCAGAGGUGGUUUUAUGUGUUCUGCCUUCCAGUAUGUUAUUGAUAAUGGCGGAAUAGACUCAGAGUCGUCUUACCCUUAUAAAGGAGUGCAAGGACCAUGCAGAUACAAUCCAUCCAAGCGUGCAGCAAAUUGUACCAGCUACUAUUAUGUCCGUAAAGGAGAUGAGGAGGCCUUGAAGCAGGCUGUUGCUAACAUUGGACCUAUUUCAGUGGCCAUUGAUGCUUCCAGAACUCAGUUUCACUUUUACCACAGUGGAGUUUACAAUGAUCCAUCCUGCACCAACAAGACAAACCAUGCAGUGCUGGUUGUGGGAUAUGGUGCACGUGCUGGACAGGACUUUUGGCUGGUCAAAAACAGUUGGGGUACCACAUUUGGGAAUAAAGGCUACAUCCGUAUUGCCAGAAACCAGAACAACAUGUGUGGUAUCGCCUCAUACGCCACCUAUCCGGUUAUGUAGCCGAAAUCUAUAAAUAUAUCAUAAUAACAUUGAAUUUUAAAUGAUUUUUCUUUUUCUUUCUUUUUUGACUCAUAAAGCUUUACCGUUUUUUCAACUGCUUACACACAUUUUCAAAACUUUACACACAAAAUCAAGAAUUGCACGCACAAAAUGCAAAAUGACUCACAUGUCUUGCAAAACGAUGCACUGCAUUCAAAAUAUUACAAAAACAUCUCAAAAGCAAACAUUUGUCUUAAGUUGCAAACAUCUUUGCCAUAAUAUUAUAUUUUUGGAUAUAUCAUAUACACACAGUUAUUCAAAACCUAAAGCUCUUCUUUCAUGAGCUCCUAUGUAUAUUUCUGUACAAGAUUAAAAGUAAUUGGCUGAGAGAUGUUGAAAAAUUCAUGGUAAACACAAAAGCAAGAUUGAAAACAAACUAUUUUUUAAUGACAGUUACUGUACUGAAAUGCAGAAUCCUGCACUUUGUAUAUAUGCCAUUUAUCCAUUUAAAGAGUACAAAUUUACACAUUACUGGGAUGUUGAUUGAAAGAGACUGAAUUAGAUUCACAGCUAAACAGUUACACUGACACAUUAAAACAUCAUUGUGAUACAGAAAAGAAAAAGACAUAUGGGCACAUAGGUGAAAAUACAAAAUUAGAAAUGCACCAAAGCCACUGAGAAAAACUGUAUAACUUGACCUGUGGCCUAUUUAUAGUCUUAUUCUAAAGCCGUAAUUAGUUGGUGUUAAGCAAAGCAAUGAGUGUUUGCACACGUGAGGGCUUAGUGUGAGGCACUGAUGAAUUAGUGUGGCAUUUUAAAAGGUUGUUGAAAAAGGCAAAUCAAGAUACUUCCUGUUAGAUUCUUGUGUUUUACAUAAAGAAUUGUGUGCUGUGUGUUGCAAAAAGUGUUUUUAAAAAGUAAAGAUUUUGUAAGCAGUCGAAAAAAACUGUAAAAGGAAAUAUGCAUUCCCUCUAUUCAGUAUUUUUACAAAUUACUUGAUUUUAUUCAGCACAACAUCACAACGAACAGUUUUACAUGAGGUAUUAAAGGAUUUUUCAAUUAGCCACAUUCAUAAGGUAACAAGGGAGAGAAUGGCAUGUGAAGGAAAAUUCUAACUUCUUUUAACUUCUAACCUGUAGUAGUGUUGCAAUCAUGAAAUAUGGACAAGCCAUCUGUCUGAAAACAGUAAUCUCAUUAUUUGGGGAACAAGCUGAUUUACCAUACAAGUUAACCAAAUAUUUUAGAGGAGAAUGAUGUAAUGUGAAAUGCUGAUAUCUUUGCUAUGUACUUUUCCUAUAUAAACUGUUGUAUCCUUAUUACUGGGGGAUUCUUUGUGAUUGGUGUGAGGUCCUCCCA
Molecule: messenger RNA, 2454 nt
Organism: Labeo rohita (rohu)
Lineage: Eukaryota; Metazoa; Chordata; Actinopteri; Cypriniformes; Cyprinidae
Product: cathepsin S
Exons: 8
Coding region: 127-1119 (330 amino acids)
Biological process (GO): immune response
Cellular component (GO): lysosome
Molecular function (GO): cysteine-type endopeptidase activity
Source: RefSeq, a predicted model, not a curated record